UCGCCGGGGGAGCAUGAGCUGUGCCCAGGCCGGCAUUGUCCAGAAUCUUUACCAAAACAGGUUCCUGGGCCUGGCAGCCAUGGCAUCUCCAUCUAGGAACUCACAAAAUCGGCGCCGGUGCAAAGAGCCUCUCAGAUACAGCUAUAACCCUGACCAGUUCCAUAACAUGGACAUCAGGAGCAGUUCCCAUGAGACGGUCACAAUUCCUAGGUCUACCAGUGACACAGACCUUGUCACUUCAGACAGCCGGUCCACCCUGAUGGUCAGCAGCUCCUACUACUCUAUUGGGCAUUCACAGGACCUAGUGAUAUACUGGGAUAUUAAGGAGGAAGUGGAUGCAGGGGACUGGAUUGGCAUGUAUCUCAUAGAUGAGGUCUUGUCAGAAAACUUUUUGGACUACAAGAACCGUGGCGUCAAUGGCUCUCACCGUGGUCAAAUUAUUUGGAAGAUUGAUGCCAGCUCUUACUUUGUGGAGCCUGAAACAAAGAUCUGCUUCAAGUACUACCAUGGCGUGAGUGGGGCGCUACGAGCCACGACUCCAAGUGUGACAGUGAAAAACAACGCAGCUCCUAUUUUUAAAAGUGUCACCAAUGAAGACUCAGUCCAGGGACAAGGAAGCCGGCGGCUGAUAAGUUUUUCAUUGUCAGAUUUCCAGGCUUUUGGUCUGAAGAAAGGGAUGUUCUUCAAUCCGGAUCCUUAUCUGAAGAUUUCCAUUCAGCCUGGAAAACAUAGCAUCUUCCCAGCCCUUCCUCAUCAUGGACAGGAGAAAAGAUCUAAGAUCAUGUGUAACACUGUUAACCCCAUCUGGCAAGGAGAGCAAUUCAGCUUUGUCUCCCUGCCCACGGAUGUCCUGGAAAUAGAAGUUAAAGACAAAUUUGCAAAGAGCCGACCAAUUAUCAAACGUUUUCUGGGAAAACUCUCUAUGCCGGUUCAGCGCCUCUUGGAAAGACAUGCCAUAGGGGACAGGGUUGUAAGCUACACUCUGGGUCGCAGACUUCCUACAGAUCAUGUCAGUGGCCAGCUGCAGUUCCGAUUUGAGAUCACUUCUUCCAUCCAUCCAGAUGAUGAAGAGGUCUCCAUUAGUGCAGAUCCUGAGCCAGCUGACCUCCUGGAAAGCCCUGUGAACAACCCCACAGAGGAAAGCCUCGGUGAGCCUCCAUGCAUCAACACAGUGACCUCAGAAAGUGCAGCUCCAGAACAGCUAAAUGGAUACAGUGUGAACAGUGUCGAUAGCCCAGGGGCUGCCAAACCACCUGGGGAAGUCAACCAGAACAGCUUAAAUGAAGAGCUAGCAGGAGAUGGGGAGGUUGAUGCGGUGCCAGUUCCUGAGCCCUUGGAAUCCAUCCCAGGAGAAGCGCUGCCUUCUUUGAGUGCUGCGGACCUCACGGAGCAGUCGGAUCUGAUGGCUUGCAUGUCUCCUCCUGAGCCCGAAGUUAGGGAAAAUAACAAAGUCAAUUCCGGUAUUCAGGGAGAUGGUGGAGUCUUGACCAGCAUAGAAACAGGAGAUAUUGAUGAGGUGAGUGCAGAUGUGCAUGCUGGCAAAGACCUAAAGAAGAGUCAGGAAGAAGAAGAAGAAGAAGGGGCUUCAGCCCAGGAGGAGGAAGACAACAAGCUACAACUGAGGACCACAGCAAAGAGGAAAAACAGGCCGUGCUCCCUGCCUGUGUCUGAACUUGAGACAGUCAUAGCUUCGGCUUGCGGUGAGCCAGAGACCCCUCGCACACACUACAUACGGAUACACAACCUGCUCCACAGCCUGCCCUCAGCACAGAUGAGCAGCGAUGGGGAAGAAGAGCAAGAUGGUGGUAAUGGCAGGGAAAACGAUGAGGAGUCUACUGUCAAGGAGGUGCUGAAUAAGGAAGUGGUCAGUGAGAGUGAGACCGUGGCAGCAGAGCCUCCUCUGGAAAACGAGGCUGAAGAGAACUUCAGCCAGAGUACAGUGCCUCCUGGGACCUUGGAUGAGCAACUCUCUGACUUGAAUGAUGGGCUGUUGAAUGGGGAACCCCCCAGGACAGGAAGUGAGAGCGAGUCGAGCUCCAGGCCCAAUGGUGACAACGAAUGUGAUUGUCCUUUACUCCAUAAUUCUCAGCCAGUCAGCCAGCUUCCUUCUCUGAGGCCUGACCAUCAUCACUACCCAACUAUCGAUGAGCCUCUUCCACCAAAUUGGGAAGCUCGGAUAGACAGCCACGGGAGAGUGUUCUAUGUGGAUCAUGUCAACCGCACCACCACGUGGCAGCGGCCCACAGCCGCAGCAACGCCGGACGGGAUCCACAGGUCUGGCUCCAUCCAGCAAAUGGAGCAGCUGAACCGCAGGUACCAAAACAUCCAGAGAACCAUCGCAACAGAGAGGACUGAAGAUGAUGCUGUGGUAAACAACAGGGUGGAGAGAGUUCCCACUGGAGGAGGAAGUGACUCUGAGGCAGAGCCUUCCCAGCCAAGCCCAGAGAUUAGGAGGGAAGGUUCCCUUUCUCCUGUGAAUUCUCAAAAAAUUACCUUGUUGCUGCAGUCUCCAGCUGUGAAGUUCAUCACCAAUCCUGAGUUCUUCACUGUGCUGCAUGCAAACUAUAGUGCCUAUCGAGUCUUCACCAACAGUACCUGCUUGAAGCAUAUGAUUCUGAAGAUUCGUAGAGAUGCUCGUAAUUUUGAGCGGUAUCAGCACAACAGAGACCUGGUAAAUUUUAUCAACAUGUUUGCUGAUACCCGGCUGGAGCUUCCUCGUGGCUGGGAGAUAAAAACUGACCAGCAGGGCAAGUCUUUCUUCGUUGACCACAAUAGCCGUGCUACCACCUUCAUAGAUCCCAGGAUCCCACUGCAGAAUGGGCGUCUCCCAAAUCACCUGACUCACCGGCAGCAUCUGCAGCGACUUCGUAGCUACAGCGCUGGAGAGGCCUCUGAAGUCUCUCGAAACAGAGGAGUUACUCUGUUGGCCAGACCAGGCAAUAGUCUUGUAACAGCUAUUCGAAACCAGCACCAUCACGAGGCAUUACCUCUGGCUUACAAUGACAAGAUUGUUGCAUUUCUACGCCAACCCAACAUUUUUGAGAUGCUGCAGGAGCGUCAGCCCAGCUUGGCCAGAAACCAUGCACUCAGGGAGAAGAUCCAUUACAUUCGGACAGAGGGUACACAUGGGCUUGAAAAAUUGUCGUGUGAUGCAGAUUUAGUAAUUCUGCUGAGCCUUUUUGAAGAGGAUAUCAUGUCCUACAUACCAUUGCAGGCUGCCUUCCAUCCAGGUUACAGUUUUUCUCCUCGCUGCUCACCCUGUUCAUCACCCCAAAACUCUCCAGGGCUGCAGCGAGCAAGCGCAAGAGCACCUUCUCCCUACAGGAGGGACUUUGAAGCCAAGCUGCGCAAUUUCUAUCGAAAACUUGAAGCCAAAGGAUAUGGGCAAGGUCCAGGGAAAAUUAAGUUAAUUAUACGGCGUGACCACUUGCUGGAAGGCACCUUCAACCAGGUAAUGGCGUAUUCACGCAAGGAGCUCCAGCGCAACAAACUCUACGUCACGUUUGUCGGCGAGGAAGGGUUGGACUACAGUGGCCCUUCCCGAGAAUUCUUUUUCCUUCUGUCUCAGGAGCUCUUCAAUCCCUAUUAUGGGCUGUUUGAGUAUUCAGCCAACGACACUUACACUGUACAGAUCAGCCCCAUGUCUGCCUUUGUUGAAAAUCACCUGGAAUGGUUCAGGUUCAGCGGUCGUAUUCUUGGCCUUGCUCUCAUUCAUCAGUACCUUCUUGAUGCUUUCUUCACAAGGCCAUUCUACAAAGCACUACUAAGGCUGCCGUGUGAUUUAAGUGACUUAGAGUACCUGGAUGAAGAGUUCCAUCAGAGCUUGCAGUGGAUGAAGGAUAACAAUAUCACAGAUAUCCUGGAUCUAACCUUCACAGUGAACGAGGAGGUGUUUGGACAGGUGACAGAGAGAGAGUUGAAAUCUGGAGGGGCAAAUACAGCAGUGACAGAAAAGAACAAAAAGGAGUACAUCGAGAGAAUGGUUAAGUGGCGAGUGGAACGAGGAGUGGUUCAGCAAACAGAGGCCCUGGUCCGUGGCUUCUACGAAGUUGUAGACUCCAGGCUCGUCUCUGUUUUUGAUGCCAGAGAACUGGAGCUGGUUAUAGCUGGCACUGCAGAAAUAGAUCUCAAUGACUGGCGGAACAACACAGAAUAUCGUGGAGGCUACCAUGAUGGACACAUAGUGAUACGGUGGUUCUGGGCAGCCGUGGAGAGGUUUAACAACGAGCAGAGGCUGCGAUUGUUGCAGUUCGUCACGGGAACGUCGAGUGUGCCGUACGAGGGCUUUGCCGCUCUCCGAGGGAGCAAUGGCCUGCGGCGCUUCUGUAUAGAGAAAUGGGGGAAAAUAACCUCCCUCCCAAGGGCACACACAUGUUUCAACCGUUUGGAUCUUCCACCUUACCCCUCAUAUUCUAUGCUGUAUGAAAAGCUGCUGACAGCUGUUGAAGAAACUAGCACCUUUGGACUUGAAUGAGGGGGUUCAGGCACUUCUGGUGUUUUUAUGGCUGAUGAUGUCACCUUUCCUGUCCACCAUCACUUGAUCUCGGUUUUCCAUGUUUUUAUUUUUGAAAACAAAACAAAAAUCAAGAUUAACAAAAGCUGUGCAUGAAGAACUGCCACCCUCUACAAUCUAACCUUCAUGCUUUCAUCCUCUAUUUCCAAUGGACUGCUAGUCUGUAUGCAAUAGAAAAACAACUGUCUCAAGGUUUCUGUAUAUCUCUACAUACCUCCAUUAAUAACAAUGAAAAUACAAAUGCAAGUUACACUACACUUGACCAAAUGUUAAUAAAUGUUUACUUCCACCUACGUUGAUCAAAAAAUAAAAAAAAAACCUCAUCAAGCA
Messenger RNA from Sturnus vulgaris (Common starling), 4843 nucleotides. Lineage: Eukaryota; Metazoa; Chordata; Aves; Passeriformes; Sturnidae. The record is from RefSeq and is a predicted model, not a curated record.